Molecule: messenger RNA, 3885 nt
Organism: Oncorhynchus masou masou (cherry salmon)
Lineage: Eukaryota; Metazoa; Chordata; Actinopteri; Salmoniformes; Salmonidae
Product: AT-rich interactive domain-containing protein 5B-like
Exons: 10
Coding region: 89-3004 (971 amino acids)
Biological process (GO): regulation of transcription by RNA polymerase II
Cellular component (GO): nucleus
Molecular function (GO): transcription cis-regulatory region binding
Source: RefSeq, a predicted model, not a curated record
UCUUGUGCAUUUGUUGUGUGCCGGUGAGUACCCGGCUGUGUAACUUGAUAGGGGGCUUCGAGAGGGAAUAAGGGAAUGUGGGGCUGCAAUGGAGCAGAAUGCAAUACAGUGGUUAGGCGCUCCCUCCUGCCUGCGUGGAUCCUUUGCCUUCUAUAAGUCAGUGAGCUGUGAGGCCUUGGCCGGGGCCCCUGCACUGGUCUGGAAACUGGGGGAGUUCUACUAUGUCCGCUGUGGCCCUCAAGAACCUGUGUGCAUUGCUGAGGUGACUUUACUGUGGGAGGACCUGGCCCAACGCCAUCUACUGGCCAGCGCCAGACUCUACUUCCUCCCUGAAGAUACUCCCAAGGGCAGGACCAGAGAGCAUGGAGAGGAUGAGGUGUUGGCCGUCUCGAAGAAGAUAGUGGUGCGGGUGGAGGAUCUGGUGAGUUGGACCUGUCCUGAACCUCCAGGAUGGAAAGGAGGAAGCAAGAAGGCCAGCGACACCAACAGGCAUCACAAACAUACACCCAUCAUUACCAAUGGACCCACAGCAUCAAUCGAAGAGAAGGGUGAGCGUCUGGGGGUCAAGGUGCUCAGUUACCCCCAGUACUGCCGCUUCCGCUCCCUCCAGAGACGCAUUCAGGACGGGGUGGUGUUGGGGCUGCAGGAUCCCCAUCUGCUGGCCCUGGGGGGGAUCAGGGUGGCCCAACACAACACCCAGGUCCUCUACUGCAGGGACACCUUCAACCACCCCACCCUGGAUAGCAAUACCAGUGUCUGGACACAGCUGGGAUGCACCUCCCUCAGCUUGAAGGGGCGACCCCUCAAGAGAAGAGGAAGGCCAGAAGGCCAGAAAGCUGUGGAGCCACCAGCCCUCAACCAAUCAGAGUCCUGGAUAGAAAGAAUAACAGAAAAUGUGCUGGGCAGUGUGGAGAUGCAAUGUGAGGAGGGCUGUCUCCCCCACCCUGAGGAGCAGAUGUUCCUGGAUCAACUCUACUGCUACAUGGAGCGCUGCGGCUCACCUAUCAGCAAGGUGCCCAACCUCGGCUUCAAGAAGAUUGACUUGUUUGUCAUGUACUCUACAGUCAAACAGUUGGGGGGCCAUGAGAGGGUGACGUCCCAGCGUCUGUGGAAGAAAGUGUAUAAUGAACUAGGAGGAUGCCCGGGCAGCACCAGUGCUGCCACAUGCACCAGGAGGCACUAUGAGAGGCUGAUUCUUCCUUACGAGGAGCACAUAAAUGUAGGUGGUGCAGAACUAAAACUUCCAGCAUUCUCUGGGCAUACCCGAGUUAGGGCGAUGAGUGGGAGGAGACCGCUGGUGAAGGGGAGAGGUGCAGAGGCCAACCAGGAGAAGACUGUAACCCCUACCCCUCCAACCAUUUCUCCAGACGGUGUGGUGGUAGUGAAGAGAGGCCGUGGUAGACCUCCAGGCAAAAAGAACCAGGUCAAACUCCUAGUCUCCAAGGCCAGUCCAGUGGUCCUGUCUCCCCCAGCUAAACCUAGCCUGGACCUUGGGGCCCAGCCUCCUCUCCAGGCCCCCUCUCUCGAGUCCCUGUCUGUGUUCCAGGGGCUAAACCUGGCCAACCUGCCACUAACCCCAGACCUGUCUCCCAUCUCUGCCCCCUUCCUCCUGCCCAAAACUGAAAGGGAGGUAAAGAUGGAGAACGGGGAUUCUCCAGCACCAUCACCCACUCUGCCUCCUGCCACUUUCUUGCCUGCUCUCCCCAGGCUCCACACAGGGGGGUCCUUCGAAGGGUUCAGCCCCACUAAAGGCCUCUGUACCCUUGAUCUCUUUAGGAGCCGACUGGGCCUCACUAGCCUGAUCACCCCUGGUCUAACCCCCCAGAACCCGGCCUCCCACCAGCCCUCCAGCCUUUACCUCCAGGCCAAGACAGGGAACCCAAACACCACCCUUCUCAAUCGGAACCAGCCCCACCCACAGUCUCACCAUCAGUCCCACCACCAGUGCUGGGGGUGCAGGCUGGAUGAGGAAGCCCAGAGGGGGGGUAGCAGCAGCACCAGGGAGGUCUGUAGCAGCAGGCCUCCCCUGCCCCCUCUUCGGGUCCUCCCCCUGGAUCUGGACUGCAGCCUGCAGGUGCGCCAGCUGAUGCGUACGCGUUUGGGCUCGGCCCAGCUCUACUCUAUCACCAAGCGGCUGUCGGAGGUCUUAGCCCAGGACCUGAGUAGCAAGCCACAUCUGUCUGUCACCCCUCCCCCAGAGCAGGCCCUGCCCCUCAACCUCAGCAAGUGUUCCAACACCAAAAGAUCUGCCUUUGAUGAAACUGACUAUAGGAUGUCUUCAGGGGAUCAGGAUAAUGGUGACUCCACACUCCCCUUAGCUAAAAGUCGUAGAGUGGAGUCGUGUGAUGAGGCUGAGGACUUGAGCUCACCCAGCAGGGCCAGAGCUUUCCUCCUGGAGCUGCCGCAGCAGACCACUACCGGCCCAGACACCUCUACUACACCUACCCAGUUUUUCCUCACCAAGUCUGGGGAGGCCUGGGGAGACACCCCCCUGGAGAACCAGGGCAGGAAUUCUGACUCUGAGCCAGCAAUCCAGGUGAAGGUGGAAGAGGACCUGAGGGAGAGCAGCUUGGUGGAGCCUGAGGGAGACUGCUCUGUAAGGACAAAGCAGGCAAAAGUGGAAGAGGGAGAAACUGUAAAGAUGGAUAGGGAAGAAGAGGAGAAGAUUGACGACGUUGAAACCGUUAUCAUUGAGGAUGGUGUACAAACGCAAUCCGAGAAAGAUGAGAUGGAGGGGAGGAAACUAGAGAGGAUAGAAAAACAGUGUAAUACCAUAAAGAUGGGCGGCGGCAUAUCAGAGAUUAUGAAGGGGACUGAGGAUUCCUUAGCCCACUCUGCCAGUGACUCUGGGGGCCAGCAGGUGCCAAUGGAUGAUGAGGAGAUGGAAAGUGAUGUUGAGGCAUCUAUCAAAGGGCUGCCCAGUCCUAUCCUACCCCCAACCCAGGCCCAGCCAAGCUGCCUGAACACCUGCACACAACCUCAACUGCACAUAACAUACUCAUGACCAACACCAACAAUCACUACACCAGUCUACCUUAUGGGAGGAUACUCUCAAACACACAAUCAAAGAUGAAUCCUAUAAACUCUGUAACGACUCACACACAGACUUUGAAACACUGCCAUUGCCUUUAGAUGACACCAUUAUAUUGUUCUGUAUAGUACUAUGCAUCAUACAACUUUUGUGCUUCCAACUUUAUUACACAAAAAUUAGAGUGCAGAGGUUUUUACAACAAUCCACCAAUUUCCUGAAAAGGAUUGGAUAAAAUAUGUGCCUUAGCGCUGUUGUGCUCUGAUUUCUAGUCAUUCACACAGUACAACAGCCAGGGGUGUAUUCAUUGCCAAAUGGGACGAAAUGGGAAGGGACCCAUCUGAAUUUGUACAAUAGAAACUAGUUGUCAUUGCAAACCAUUUUUCCAUUGUGAAAAGCUUUGCUACAAUGUGAACUAAUGAAUACACCCCAUGAAACAGUGUUUGAGUCCUAUAUGUACUUCCUGUUUGCAAGUCUUUAACACUGACAGGAUUUGCACACCUACUGUACUUGUUCCUUUUUUUUCUUUUGAGGCAGUCAUUUCUGAAUAUUUCCUCUGAUGCCAAUUUUGAGGUAUUUUAAUGUUUGUCUAGUUUAGAGAAACAAUGCUGACACCACUUGAUGUUUUUAGUCCUUGGUGCCUUGAUCAGAGUUUGAUCCCAUUAAGUCUGUCAGACAGUUGGUAUGUUGUGUAUGGAUCUGGGGUGUACUCUGAUCUGAUUUAGAGUAGCAGGGGAAUUCUAUUGACUCCAAGAACCAAAGGCUUUUCAUAACUCGUUCAAUAGAGAGAGUGCAAGUUUUCGGGUUGUGCUUUAUAGAUUUUUCUAAAUUAUUUUAAAGAUAUAUCCCUGGAGCUA